UUUUCGAAAAUUCUAAACCUGAUUUAAAAAGUUUAAAUCCGGUUUUUAAGGUUACAAUAUCAGUGACUCAGCUCAAGUGUGCAAUAAAUUUCGUCAAGUGAGUUUAUUACAACCAAUUAACUGUGCAGCAGAUUGAAGUGCGUGUAAGAUAAUAAGUUAAUAUUAUAAUGGGCGGUAUCACUGUUACUUUACCAAGUGAAUAUGGAUACGUUGUUUUAACAUUUUUCUUGAGCAUUGUUAUGCUAACGUACUUUACAUUUAAAGUUGUUAUGGCAAGAAAGAAGUAUAACAUUCAGUAUCCUACUUUGUAUGCCAAUGAUGAUCAUAAAGAAGGAAAAAUAUUCAACUGCUAUCAAAGAGUCCAUCAAAAUACACUUGAAGUUUAUACUCAAACUAUGCUUUGCCUUCUUAUCGGAGGAAUCCAACACCCGAUCAUUUCAUCGGUGUCUGGAGUUGUUUGGAUUAUAUCUAGAAUAGUAUAUGCUCAAGGAUAUUAUACUGGCAUACCAGCAAAACGAGUGUGGGGAAGCUUUGGUUAUAUCUUUCUAUUUACUAUGUAUGGCACCACAAUAUCAUUCGCGUUGCAUCUUCUUCAGCUAGUCUGAAAAGAUUUUUUGUUAUUAAAAAUUUAUUUCUCUUAUAUUUUGAUGUAUUAGUAUUUUUACUAAAUUGCUGUAUUAAUAUUUUUACUAAAUAUGACGAUUUUUUUUCUUAA
This is a messenger RNA of Hydra vulgaris (swiftwater hydra), 715 nucleotides long. RefSeq names its product glutathione S-transferase 3, mitochondrial. Gene Ontology annotation, molecular function: glutathione peroxidase activity; glutathione transferase activity. The record is from RefSeq and is a predicted model, not a curated record. Lineage: Eukaryota; Metazoa; Cnidaria; Hydrozoa; Anthoathecata; Hydridae. Gene Ontology annotation, cellular component: membrane; endoplasmic reticulum; nuclear envelope.